AUGGACAGAAUCUUGAGUGGUCUUACUGACAGCUUGGGUAAUCUGAAGAAACUUACAAAACUCAUAAUGAAUAACAUUAAUGAAGAAGAUGCUAUAAAACUAGCUGAAGAUCUGACAUACCUGAAGAAGUUGAAUUUAUUUCAUUUGACUCACUUGUCUGACAUUGGAAAGGGAAAGGAUUACAUAGUCAAGUCUCUGUCAAGUGAACCCUGGAACCCUGAAGAAAUCCAAUUAGCCUCCUGCUGCUUAUCUGCAAAUGCAGUGAAAAUCCUAGCUCAGAAUCUUCACAAUUUGGUCAAACCGAGCAUUCUUGAUUUAUCAGAAAAUAACCUGGGAAAAGAUGAAAAUGAAGCUCUACAUGAACUGAUUGACAGGUUGAACAUGCUAGAACAGCUCACUGCACUACUGCUGCCCUGGGGCUGUGAUGCAGGCAACCUGACCAGCCUGUUGAAACAUUUGGAGGAGGUCUCAUAACUCAUCAAGCUUGUGCUGAAAAACUGGAGACUCACAGAUACAGAGAUUAGAAUUUUAGGUGCAUUUUUUGAAUAGAACCCUCUGAAAAACUUCCAGCAGUUGAACUUGGCAGGAAAUUGUGUGAGCAGUGAUGGAUGGCUUUCCUUUAUGGAUGUAUUUGAGAAUGUUAAGCAAUUAGUGUUUUUUGACUUCAGUACUAAAGAAUUUCUACCUGAUGCAGCAUUAGUCAGAAAACUUAGCCAUGUGUUAUCCAAGUUAACUUUUCUGCAAGAAGCUAGGCUUGUUGGGUGGCAAUUUGAUGAUGAUGAUCUCAGUCUUAUUAAAGGUGCUUUUAAACUAGUAACUGUUUAAAUAAAGUGUACCCAAAGCCAUUAAGUGCUCUGGGACCCCAUUACUUUAAGCCUGGUAGUUAAAAAGAAUCUUGCAAAAGGAUGCCAAAGAAGGAAGUGGAAAGAAAUUUAAUUAGAUGAUACAUGCAAUAGUUUUGUGUCUUAGCUUUCCUGCUAGGGUUAUCAGCUCCUUGAAGGAACUCUUGUUCAUCUUUGUGUUACUUUUGGUCUGGGUUACACCAGCUGGUAUACUGAAUGCAUAUUAACUUAGUAUAGUGCCUGGCAUGUAACAGAUUCUCAACAAAUAUUUGCUGAAUAUGAGACAAUAAAUAGCUACUGAAUAAAGAAACAAGGAUUAUUUAAAAUCAGAGAGAAAACUCCAUAUAUGUUCUUUAAUCCAAACAGUUUAAUUCAAACAAUCUGGAAUGUAAAAAGCACUUUCUCAUAUUAGAAGGAGAUCAGACUCCCAAAAAAGAUCAGGAUUCUUUAGUCAAGCAAAAAUUGGCAGUUAACAAACAGCUAAAUCAGAGGCUUAAAAUUCAGGUCCUCUCCAGUAUCUGCUAAGUUAUGUGUAAUUCCAAACAUGACAUUAGAGAUUAAAGAAGAAAGAGAAAAUGUUUCCCAUUCUUUUGUACUUUAUAUAAAUUAAGGGUACCCUGCCCUAAUCUUUUUUCCAACACUUCCCCAAAUAACCCUUCCCUACAAAGAAAGAAGUCUAAGAAAACUCUCUAAACAUAUUUAAGUAGAGGCAAGCCUGAAAAAAAUGCAAAAACCUAAACGGUGUUAGCCUGUGGUUCACCUAUGUUCAUGGCACCUCAAAUUAAUGGCUUGGGUGUUGGUGCAGGGAACACUUGGUCUGUAUAUUGAGGUAGUCACUAGAAAAAAUUCUGGGCACAACAUCUGUUUAGCAAUUGGGGACAUAUAAAUAUGUUAUCCAUAACGUUUUGGAGCCGAUAUUUUACAGAUCAACGAAUUAUUCCUCUCCCUAACUUUACAGAUGAGCAAGUGUAAACGAUUUGCCCAUGGGUUACAAAACGACUUCCUUACACAGUGGCAGCAUCAGAACUGAAAUUCAGGUCUUUUGCCUCCUAGUGCAGUGUUUUCCCAUUACAAUACAGUGACUUUGUAAAGCAGGAUUAAUUACACUUCACGGAGUUUACAUCUUAAUCACAAACUACGGGCCAAAUACUUAAAUUGAACUUCUUUCUUUGUCUAGCUUCAAGUGAUUCGGUGGCAAGAUAUACUAGUGAGUCUACUGCCUAUAGGCCUAUGCUGGGUGAGUUCCUUAUUUUUAUAUCCAGAAGUUAGUCAGAGCUUGGCAAGUAAGACUUCUAUAUAUAAUAAUGCAUGGGCCAAUGUCUCCUGUAACAUCUUACAUUCAGGAAGCAGGGCCAAUUCUUUCAUAACCCACAGGUAACUGUCCUUUCUCAAACAGUGUAGGUGGGUAUUAAAGCACCUUUGGUGGGAUAGCUGCACAGGUGUUAUUUCUGAAUUGGUGUUGAGGAAGUAGGCAUAAAACCUCAUACAGAACUGCGUUUGGUACCUAAACACUUUUAAAAUCCCAUGGGGAAGAAUGGGAUGGCAGCACAUACCUCUUAACCAUAACUCAGGAUAUGGCAGUUCAGAUUUCAUGCAUGACCCUAAUUCACACUUAGAUGAGAUCAAUGAAGGAAGAAUCAUCCUGUAAUAGUAGACCAAUAACAGAUAGCGUAAUAGUUAGAGAAUAUAAGACAAAGGACAAGGAAGAGGUUGCCUUAUUACAUUUUACAAAGUAUCAUUUUCCCCAGUAGUCAAGGGAGCAUGGGCUGUAUUUCUUCAGCAGGUCACAUGCCUGAACAGGGUUGCAGAUGUCAAAGACAGUGACCAAAUCCUCACUAAGUAAAAGGUAUUUAGGAUAUGGACAUUUAUACCACAGAUGACAAUUCUGCUUGACAGAGACGGCUUCUUGGAUGUUUUUAAUCCACGGUGAAGAAAGUGUUGCUCCUAUUUGAAAGUGGAUGAGUUGACUGAAGAAACUGUUGCA
Molecule: messenger RNA, 2826 nt
Organism: Cebus imitator (Panamanian white-faced capuchin)
Lineage: Eukaryota; Metazoa; Chordata; Mammalia; Primates; Cebidae
Gene: NLRC4
Product: NLR family CARD domain containing 4
Biological process (GO): detection of bacterium; defense response to bacterium
Source: RefSeq, a predicted model, not a curated record